Messenger RNA from Sparassis crispa, 1068 nucleotides. RefSeq names its product NADP-dependent alcohol dehydrogenase 6. The record is from RefSeq and is a predicted model, not a curated record. Gene Ontology annotation, biological process: alcohol metabolic process. Gene Ontology annotation, molecular function: alcohol dehydrogenase (NADP+) activity; zinc ion binding. The transcript is spliced from 4 exons. NCBI's taxonomy places the organism in Eukaryota, Fungi, Basidiomycota, Agaricomycetes, Polyporales, Sparassidaceae. Bases 1 to 1068 code for a protein of 355 amino acids.
AUGUCGCCUUCACUCGAAUUCAAAGGCUAUGCUCUGACAGAUCCCUCCUUGUGGAGCGAUCUUAAAGUGACCGCGUUCAAGCCCAAGACUUUCCAGCCGGAGGACGUCGAGAUUGCCAUUACACAUUGCGGUGUCUGCGGCUCUGAUGUCCAUACGCUCACACAAGGUUGGGGAGAGAGCAAUCUGCCUCUCGUCGUUGGCCACGAGAUCAUCGGAAAGGUCACUCGCGUCGGCGACAAGGUCACGGAGUUCAAACCGGGCGACCGAGUGGGUGUCGGCGCACAAAUCGGCAGCUGCCUCCAGUGCAAGCAGUGCAAGUCUGACUACGAGAACUAUUGUCCGGACAGCAUCGACACCUACAAUGGCGAAUAUCCUGACGGCGUCAUCACCCAUGGUGGAUAUUCCACUGCUAUCCGGGCUCAUGAGCGUUUCGUCUUUCCUAUUCCAGAUGGUAUCGAGUCCCGUCACGCCGCAACCAUGCUCUGCGCAGGUCUCACCGUCUACUCUCCCUUGAAAACGUAUGGCGCAGGACCGGGGAAGAAGAUCGGCGUUGUCGGCAUUGGAGGACUCGGACAUUACGCCGUUUUGUGGGCGAAGGCGAUGGGCGCGGAAGUUUACGCCUUCACCCAUGACAAGACCAAGAUAGAAGAUAUCAAGAAGAUGGGAGCUGACCACAUCAUUAACACCGAAGAGACGGACUUCCACAAACCCUUGGCGUUGACUCUCGACCUCAUUAUCUCCACGCGUGAUGUGUAUUCACCUGACACUCCGCUGAGCGCAUACCUCUCUAUGCUUUUCGUCCAUGGCAAAUUUAUCACGGUCGGAAUUCCGGACGCCAGCGACCCUUUGCCUCAGCUUCAUCCCUUUGAUUUCGGGAAUGGUUGUCUCCUGGGUGGUAGUCAUGUUGGGAGCAAAAAGGAGUGCUUGGAGAUGCUGGAGCUCGCGCGGUCGAAGAAUGUGCGCCCCUGGAUCGAGGAGAUGCCGAUGCGGGACGUUAAGAAAGCGCUUGAAGGAGUGAAGCAUAACAAGGUGCGCUAUCGGUACGUAUUGACUCAGGAUAUCAACUAG